UGAUUUAAGCACUGAAGUUAUUAGUCUCAAUACGAAUUUUGAUGCUGAUAUUGAUACCAGGAAUAAUGAUAAUUCACUUGACCUUCUUGAUGAUAAUUUUAUCUUUAAUAACAAUGAAGCACUUGAUAGAGAUAUUAGUGAUAACAAUAUAAUCCUAUCUGCAACUCUAAUUAAUAACAAUUCAACUAAAAUAUUUGUUGGCCAAACUUUUGAUGACUGGCAAAAGGUCGAGAAAUGCAUUAAUGUCUAUGCAAUAAGUAAAGAGUUUGUAACAAGAUUACAAUAUACUAACAAAAUCAUGGGCCUUACCACCAGAGCAAAAAUUGUUUGUUGUCGUGCUGGCACUCCAAGUAACAAAAUUAUGUUUGACCCCGGAUAUCGCAAAUUAAGCAAUAGUGAAAAAUCACAUAUACAAAUGCUUUAUAAUAGAGGCAUGCCAGUACCAACAAUUGUUAACAUGCUAACUGAACAAUAUAAUAGAUAUAUUCAUAAUAAGGAUGUCUAUAAUGCUUUAAAUAACCAAUCUAAAGACUAUGUAAAUGGCUUGUCAGAAACUGCAAAUCUAUUAAAUAGUUUAAGCAACAAUGACGAAUAUAAAGUUACCUAUUUAAUUAAUAAUGGCAAGCUUUAUUGCCUAUUUUUCACUACUCAUUCUGCACUUGUAAUGUUUAAAUAUUAUCCAGAAAUUUUACUAAUGGAUUCUACAUAUAAGACAAAUCAUUUUGGGAUACCACUUCUGCUUAUCUGUGGUAUUGACGCUAUAGAUUUCAAAACUACAAUAGUUGAAAGUGAUGAAAAUCAAUUUAAUAUUCUAUGGAAUUGUCUAUUAACUAAACAUCCUGAGGCUAAAACAUAUAUGGUAGAGCAAUGGAAACACUUUAUCUAUAUAUGGGUAUAUUGUUAUAUAAACAAGAAUAUUAACUAUGGAAUACGAACAACACAACAAUCAGAAGCCAGUAAUGUACAUUUAAAGUGUCUGUUAAGUCAUACAGUGCCCUUACCUAAAUUAAUAAGUGCAUUGAAAAAGUUAAGUAAUCACCAACUUCAGCACCCCCAAUAUCAACAGUAUCGUCUACGUGAAAGCAUUCGUCAACAAUGCUCUAAAUUGUUAAAAGAUAUUUCAAUAGUUAUUUCAGAUUUUGUAUAUUUUAUAUUAUUGGAGCAAUACAAUACAGCCACUGUGUAUAAAAUUGAAAUGCAAGAAGGUG
This is a messenger RNA of Dentiscutata erythropus, 1208 nucleotides long. NCBI's taxonomy places the organism in Eukaryota, Fungi, Glomeromycota, Glomeromycetes, Diversisporales, Gigasporaceae. The record is from the annotation of a GenBank genome assembly.